Molecule: messenger RNA, 1934 nt
Organism: Marchantia polymorpha subsp. ruderalis
Lineage: Eukaryota; Viridiplantae; Streptophyta; Marchantiopsida; Marchantiales; Marchantiaceae
Source: the annotation of a GenBank genome assembly
AUGGGAAUCGACUCGAUUGCGAGUCCCCGCAAGGGCAGCAAGCAUGCUCUGGUGAUUCCCGUGUGCUUGCAAGCUCAUAUGGUGAAUAUUUUCAGGCAUGCGGUAGAGCUUGCGAGGAGGGGUGUGACUAUCACUUUUGUGAGUCGAGCCAUGGAUAUUGCCAAGCUUACGGAGCUGGAUCAAGUGCAGCAACUUGACUUCAAUCUGCUCGUUUAUGAGGAUUUCCAACCCUGUGAAGCUUCCGCAGACACCACCGAUAGAUCCAAUCCCUUCACGUGGGUGCUCAAUGCGAGGAAAUUCUUUCAGCCAAUCUUACAGAAGUUGGUGGCUGAUCAGAAGGCAGGGCUUCCUGGACCUACCUGCAUCAUCUCCGACCGGAUUCUGUCCUUUGCGCACGAUGCCGCCCACGAGUUGAAUCUCCCUCACUACCAGUUCUUCAGCUGCGGGGCAAACUGGUCUGCAGUCCUACAAGCUAUCGUCGGCUCUUUGCUGAUGGCACUUUGACCCUGGAACAGGAACCUACGCGAAAGGAUUUCAAGGAGGUAGCACAAUUUGAGGGCCGUCUGGAAUUACGUGGCAUUCCAUCCCUUCGGUGGGAAGAGGUGAUGCAGUUACGCAGCUUCGGUGGAGAAGUCAUGCUGGAGAUGGUAAACAGAACGGAGGAAGCAGAUGGCUUUAUCGUCAGCACAUUCUACGAGCUGGAGGCACCGCCGAUCGACGCAAUACACUCUCCAGGGAAGGUCCGCAAGUUAUUCCUCAUUGGGCCUGUUUCGGCUACUGCCCAAGUCAAGGGCAUGCCCUUCGCGGGGAAGCCCGAUGAUCGAGGAAGAGAUUGCAUGCAAUGGCUCGACAGUCGACCGGCUCGAUCAGUGGUGUACAUCUGCUUUGGCAGCCUGACGCGCUUCAGUCCCGUACAGAUGAGCGAAUUGGCUCUCGCUCUGGAUGCUAGUGACCAAAGUUUCCUUUGGGCUCUUUCACGAGGCGUAAGUGAUGAAGCGUUCUCCAACUUGGAAGAACUUCUGCCUCCAAAUUUUCGAGCACGAACGUCAGGUAGAGGAAUGAUCGUCGAUGGGUGGGUACCACAACAACAAAUUUUAGCUCAUCCUUCGAUCGGAGGCUUUGUGACUCAUCGCGGCUGGAACUCUGUCCUGGAAAGCAUACUUUCCGGCGUGCCGAUGAUCGCUUGGCCUCAGAUGAAUAACGAUCAAUUUAUCAACUGCCAGCACCUGGUAGAUGUGCUGAAAAUCGCUGUCGAAGUCGGGCAAACCACGACCCCAUUUGUCACACCUCCCGUUUCACGCGUGGAGUUGGAGAAGGGGUUGAGGCUUUUAAUGUCUGAGGAGGGAAGUGAAAUGAGGUCCCGUGUUCUGAAGCUGAAGAUGAAAGCUGAAGAAUUAGGCAUUCAGAUUUAUGUUCAGGAUAUUGUAGUAUAGACAGAUGGAACGAGAGUGAAGCUAAGCUAAGCUUAACAGAAAAACUGCCAUUCUCAAAGCGGAGAAAGACCUCUUUCAAGGGUACAACACCGUUAUUAACACUUAAUCUCAAGUAGACAGUUACAUGAACUACACCGUAACAGGGAGGAAGGACUAAGCGAUUGAGAGUUUAAGAUUCUAGGGUUUCGGGUUUAGUAUGUGGAGCGUUCGGAAAAUAGAAGGUUGAGGCGGAUGAGGCGAAGACAAAGAAGUUGGCCUAGCGGAAGAUUUGGAAAAUUCACAGCAGGGGAGUUGAAGUGCGUCGAGGUGGGGAACUGGCAAUACCGUUGGCAGUAAAAUCUACGCAAAGCCGAUGUGAAGAAACUGGCUAGGUUGAGGAUUUGAUGGACGAAUGUUCGCAAUGUCAUUUUAUCCAAUGCAACGAAGUUGAGGCGUAGCGACGUCGAGCUAUUUAUAACUUUUACGGGGCUUAGGUGUAAGUACUCUUCGGGCAGGUUCAAU